This is a messenger RNA of Cryptomeria japonica (Japanese cedar), 834 nucleotides long. RefSeq names its product agamous-like MADS-box protein MADS1. NCBI's taxonomy places the organism in Eukaryota, Viridiplantae, Streptophyta, Pinopsida, Cupressales, Cupressaceae. Gene Ontology annotation, cellular component: nucleus. Gene Ontology annotation, biological process: regulation of DNA-templated transcription. The record is from RefSeq and is a predicted model, not a curated record. Gene Ontology annotation, molecular function: DNA-binding transcription factor activity. The transcript is spliced from 5 exons. Bases 101 to 442 code for a protein of 113 amino acids.
CAAAUUCAUGUAAAUGAUGAAAAAUAGUUAGUGCUUAUUUAUGACUAACACUCUGUGUGAAUAGACAUUACGUUCGGAAGUGGAGAACUUGCAAAAACAGAUGGCAGAUUUAGAAAAAAUGAACAAAUAUAUGAAUGGUGAGCACUUAGAUUUACUGAAUUUUAAGGAGUUGAAAUGUCUUGAGAUGAAAAUGAAUUCGGGUGUUAGGAAGAUACGUUGGAGAAAGGGCAAAUUCAUACAAGAAUAUAUUAGAUCUCGAAAAAUAGAGGAAAAGUCGCUUGAAUCGGAAAACGCUAAUCUGCAUAAAAAGAUUGGUAGAAGUCACAAGGCAUGCAAAUUUAAUAUUGACAUCACGGAAGAAGUCAACAAUAAAUUGGAAACAGAUGCUGCAAUUCAACAAGAUCUGACUAAAACUAACCUUAUUCUCACGUUAUUUUCAUGAUGUGGUAAGAGUUCUCAGGAAUGGAAAUGGGGACCAAAAAAAGAGUCUAUUGUGGAUCUUUUGGGCUCUAAUUUAUCUGCCCAAAAGAUAUUUGGACAAAGUUAUUUGUAUUAAAUUGAAGAACUUUAGUUUGAAACUAUGUGGAUGGCAAAAUCCAUUGAUAUGCUGCGCCAGUCAUAUAAUGGUUGAAUUAGUAUCAUACUGGCAAAUUCAAACAAUAUAUUUGUGAUUGAGAAGAGUAAAAAUUGGUUCUUUUCUCUCGGGACACUUUUUAUUCUUAGAAAUGUUAAAAAUGUACUGGAAUAAACAGUUUUAUUAUCCAUAAUCCAGUCAUCUGAGUUUGAGCUAAAAUAAUUAUAAUGUUAUUAAUAGCUCUCUGAUUUUGAUUUUUA